This is a messenger RNA of Pseudozyma flocculosa PF-1, 1479 nucleotides long. RefSeq lists its product as uncharacterized. The transcript has 4 exons. The record is from RefSeq and is a predicted model, not a curated record. The coding region runs from base 1 to 1479 and encodes 492 amino acids. Gene Ontology annotation, cellular component: endoplasmic reticulum membrane. NCBI's taxonomy places the organism in Eukaryota, Fungi, Basidiomycota, Ustilaginomycetes, Ustilaginales, Ustilaginaceae.
AUGGGUGCCGCAUGCUGUGCCGGCUCGGCGCUGGCGGGCGGUGGCGCAGCAGGCUCGGCCGGGGGGUUGACGUCGCCCGACAACAUCCUCGUCCUCCCCCUCGCCAUGUACGAGCUGGCUCCGCGCGCCACCGUCUUCCUCUUCACUGCGCUCCUCCUCUCUGGGAGCCUGGGGUAUAUCCUCCUCGUCGCACUCACCCCCGAGUCGGUACCACCCACCAAGACCGAGCUGAGCUACCUCUCGACCUCGAGCCCGUCCCGCGCCCAGCCGCUCCCCUCGAUCCGCGACGCAGCCACGGUGCAGCUCAGCGUCGUCGUACCGGCGUACAACGAGCGGGACCGUCUGCCGGGCAUGCUGCGGGACGCCGUCCAGUGGCUCGAACGGGUGCGCCAGCAGCGCAGAUCGCUCGUCCAGGGACCCGAGGAGGCCGCCGCGUCAGAUGACCUCGUCGGAAGCAGCGGUCAGCGCAGCGCGGCGUCGGUUGACGAGGAGGCGGCGCUCACCGAUCCUCUGACCACGUACGAGAUCAUCGUCGUCGAUGAUGGGAGCAAGGACGGCACGCUCGACGUCGCACUCGAGACGGCGGGCCAGCUCGGCCUCGCAGAGGGGGCAGAGGUGCGCGCGGUGCGCUUGGAGAGGAACAGGGGCAAGGGCGGCGCGGUGCGACAUGGAGUUCUGCACGCGCGCGGAUCCCUCAUCCUCUUUGCCGACGCCGACGGCGCGACGAGGUUCGGCGACCUGUCGAACCUGUGCGUCGAGAUGCGCCGCAUCCUCACGCCGGCCCGGCACGGCAUCGUCGUCGGCAGCCGUGCCCAUAUGGUCAAGAGCGAGGCCGUGGUCAAGCGUUCCUUUGUCCGGAACCUGCUCAUGCACCUCUUCCACAUCUUCCUCACGCUUCUCCUCCAUCCACCCUCACCACGCCUGCCCUCGUGGCCCGCGUCCCUUUUCCAACGACGAACCACCACCACCAACCCACGCUGCACCGACGAAGACGACGGCGGCAAGGGGACGACGACGACGACGACGGUGGUCAAGCGGCGACUCGCGCGCCAGCCGCCGAUCCAGGAUACCCAGUGCGGCUUCAAGCUGUUUACGCGCGCCUCGUCGCGCCUCGUCUUCCCACUGUGCCACAUUGACCGGUGGAUCUUUGACGUCGAGAUCCUCGUCCUUGCCGACCUGGCUUGCCGCUCCUCGUCCCGGUCGAUCCGAUCCUGCAGGACGACGUCGACCCCGUCGCAGCCGCCGGCGCAACAACAAGGACGAGGACGACGCCGGAACGGCGACGACGACGACGACGACGACAGUGAGGAUGUUCUCCUCGACCUCGCCCUGCCCGUGGCAGAGGUCGCCGUCGACUGGCGCGAGAUUGGCGGCAGCAAAAUCGACCUCGUCAAGGAUUCGAUCGGCAUGGCACUCGACCUCCUCGUCAUCCGUGCAAACUACGCACUGGGUCGGUGGGAGGCGCCCGUCAUGCCCUAG